GAGCUUGCACCCCAUCAGCCUUUGCACACACAUAAUCCUUCGACAUGUUCCCCACCUCCAACUCGAUUCCACCACUAGUCACAUCUUCCCUUCUCUAUCCCUUUCAUAGAAACAUAGAAAAUAGGUGCCGGAGUAGGCCAUUCGAGCCUGCACCACCAUUCAUUGUGAUCAUGGCUGAUCAUCCACAGUCAGUAACCCGUGCCUGCCUUCUCCACAUAUCCCUUGAUUCCGCUAGCCCCUCAAACUCUAUCUAACUCUCUUUUAAAUUCAUCCAGUGAAUAGGCCUCUACUGCCUUCUGUGGCAGACAAUUCCACAAAUUCACAACUCUCUGGGUGAAACAGUUUUUUCUCAUCUUAGUUUUAAAUGGCCUCCUCUUUAUUCUUAGACUGUGGCCCCUGGCUCUGGACUCCCCCGUCAUUGGGAACAUUUUUCCUGCAUCUAGCUUGUCCAGUCCUUUUAUAAUUUUAUACGCUUCCCACAGACACUGUUUCAUCCGCAACUCCAUGGUUCACUCCCCGGGUACUUUCCCUUGGAACCGCAGGAGGUGCAACACCUGUACCUAUAACUCCAUCCUCAACUCCAUCCAAGGCCCCCGGUGGUCGUUCCAGGGUGGAGCGGCAGAGGCCAGGGCCCCGGAUAGUCCUGAGGUCCGUUGGAGCUGGAAGAGGGCGGGCUCGUCGCCGCUGCUGGCCCGGGCCUUCCACAGCGUCAACGUGAUGGGCGGCAAGCUGGUGGUGUACGGGGGCACCAAGUCGGCGGACCUGCGGGAGGGGCCGCUGGGCGAGGCGGUGGUCCUCGCCCCCUCACUGGUGGUGGAGGGUGUGGUGCGGGGAGGCCCGGCCCGCAGUCACCACGGCACGGCGGUGCUGCAAGGGCGCUGGCUGCUGCUGGUGGGCGGCUGGGACGGCAGGCGACGGCUUACCGAUCUCCACGCCAUUGAGCUGGGCAGCCCUGAGCCCGGUACCUGGAGGGCACUGCAGCAGGAGGCAGACACCCUGUCGCCUGUUGGCCUGAGUGGUCACACCGUCACCCAGUUGACCGAGCGGCGGCUCUGGGUGGUGGGCCGCGAGGGAGGGGUCCGCACCCAGAGGAGGUUCGCCAGUAUCUUCCAGCUGCAGGUUGACAUCCAGCGGGGUCGGUACCGGUACGAGGAGCAGGCCUCACGAGUCGCGUCGCGCUCGGGACACUCAGCGAGCCUGUGCCGGAGGCCGGGCCGUGAUGGGGGCACCGUCCAGCUGCUGCUGUGCGGGGGGCGUAACAGCCAGGGGUUCGAGGUGGCCGGGAUCUGGAACGAGGGAUCCGUGCAGGCCCAGCCUCCCUGUGCCCCAGGCCUAGUGGCGAGGCUGAGCUCCCUCAUCAGCGAGAGGGUGGUGACUCCCGGCACCCCGACCUCCCGGCGACACCACGCCGCGGUGCAGGUGGGCCCCUUCGUGGUGCUGCACGGGGGCGAAUGCUUCAACAAGGCCGUCGACACCAUCUGCGGCGACCUGUACAUCUACGACACACGACCCUCUGCGGGGAGGUGGUAUCAGUUUCCUGCCAGCGAGGUGGAGUUGAGGCGUGUUGGACACCAGCUGGUGGUGCUGGGCGAGCAGCUGUGUGUAAUUGGUGGUCUGGGCCCAGACGGCAAGCACUGCCCCCCUGACAUCUACACCUUGACGAUCCACCACUGAGUCCGGGCUGCUUCCCGCUCGUUCUGCUUCAAAUAAAACUGCUGUCUGGGACACUCUACAGGGUCACUAUCAUCUGGCCGGUUUGCCAUUAUCGAGUCAUAGACCACAUAUAUUGGCCGUUUGGUCCACAUUGCCCAAACGCCAUCCAUCCGUAUUAAUGUUGGAAGGAAUCGUAUCCAGUCCUCCAGCACUUGGCCUUCUGUACUGCUUCUCUCGACAAUUAAAUGCUGUCACUGAC
Leucoraja erinaceus (little skate) is the source of this 1912-nucleotide messenger RNA. Its product is annotated as kelch domain-containing protein 9-like. The transcript has 5 exons. Lineage: Eukaryota; Metazoa; Chordata; Chondrichthyes; Rajiformes; Rajidae. The record is from RefSeq and is a predicted model, not a curated record. Gene Ontology annotation, molecular function: cyclin binding. Bases 505 to 1674 code for a protein of 389 amino acids.